AUCUCAUUGUCUCCAGCUUGCACCUCGAUCUCCAUCGAGCUAUUCAUUCUUCCAUACACACACCAUCCUGCUCUUCCUGAUCGACCAAGAAAUUGUAGUGCAUCCUAGCUAGGAGAAGAGAUCGGGGUCUGAUCGAUCUGUGAUCUAGAGCACGUAGCUGAUCGUCUGAGGCCAGGUAGUGGGGGCGAUCAUAUGGACUCCAUGGAAUCAUGCGUCCCUCCUGGCUUCAGGUUCCACCCCACCGACGAGGAGCUCGUCGGCUACUACCUCCGCAAGAAGGUAGCCUCACAGAAGAUCGACCUCGACGUCAUCCGCGACAUCGAUCUCUACCGCAUCGAGCCAUGGGAUCUCACAGAACAUUGUGGGAUCGGGUAUGAGGAGCAGAACGAUUGGUACUUCUUCAGCUUCAAGGACCGCAAGUACCCGACGGGGACGAGGACGAACAGGGCCACCAUGGCCGGGUUCUGGAAGGCGACGGGAAGGGACAAGGCAGUGCACGAGAGGAGCAGGCUCAUCGGCAUGAGAAAGACGCUUGUCUUCUACAAGGGAAGGGCUCCCAAUGGACAGAAGACCGACUGGAUCAUGCACGAGUACCGCCUCGAGACCGACGAGAACGCGCCGCCGCAGGAAGAAGGAUGGGUGGUGUGCAGGGCGUUCAAGAAGAGGACGGCCUACCCAAACCGGGGCAUGGUGGAGAGAUGGGACGCCAACUACUCCUACCACGAGGGCAAUGCCAUGGGUGGCGCGGCCGCGGCGUUCGUCAACCCGAACAUGACGGUGCAGAUGGGCAGGAGCGCGCGCUUCAAGGAGGAGGCGGAGCAGAUGGACGGCGCCGCCGCCCUCGUGCGGUACACCUCCAACCACCUCGUCGAGCUGCCGCAGCUCGAGAGCCCGUCCGCGCCGCUCCCGCGAAAGAAGGCCUCGGCCGAGCAGGAGGAGGAGGAAGACGCCGUCGACGCUGGCCGCAGGCGGCGGCCCGGAAAGACCGCCCGGGUCGACAAUGAGACCACCACGGACUGGAGGGCGCUGGACAAGUUCGUCGCGUCGCAGCUAAGCCCUGCGGAGUGCGGAGCUCUGGAGGGAAAUCCAGCGUCGUCUACCGCGGCGGCAGUCUGUGCGAGCUCACAGGCGCAGCUGGAUCACCAUGACGACGAUGACAUGGCCGCAUUGCUGUUUCUCAACAGCGACGGCAGGGAUGAAAUGGAGAGGUGGACGGGGUUGUUGAGCUCGGCCGGCACCGGCGUUGACGGCGACCUCGGGAUCUGCGUGUUUGAUAAAUGAUGAAGGGCUGUUAAUCGUAUGGGAUGCAUGCAUGAUAUAUGGUUAUAGCUGAAAGUUUUAUAUUUUGUUCUUACUUCCUUUUCUGCCUUUCUGUAUGUCCCCAAAUGUGACUGUUUGUAACUUUCUAAUUGCCUGUCCAUGUGAAAAUUCAUAAUAUGCAUGUCAACGCGAUGCGCUUGUUAUCCGAGUCACCUUUUGCUUU
Molecule: messenger RNA, 1483 nt
Organism: Lolium perenne
Lineage: Eukaryota; Viridiplantae; Streptophyta; Magnoliopsida; Poales; Poaceae
Product: NAC domain-containing protein 105
Biological process (GO): regulation of DNA-templated transcription
Molecular function (GO): DNA binding
Source: RefSeq, a predicted model, not a curated record